Messenger RNA from Paramecium tetraurelia, 834 nucleotides. RefSeq lists its product as uncharacterized. Gene Ontology annotation, biological process: regulation of DNA-templated transcription. The transcript has 5 exons. Gene Ontology annotation, molecular function: sequence-specific DNA binding; DNA-binding transcription factor activity. The record is from RefSeq and is a predicted model, not a curated record. NCBI's taxonomy places the organism in Eukaryota, Ciliophora, Oligohymenophorea, Peniculida, Parameciidae.
AUGAACAAAAGAACAUAGAAAGCCUCUAAAAGUUUCAUAAAAACUCUAAAAUCUAUUCUUGAAAAUGAUGAGUAUUCCUCCAUUAUUUAAUGUACUCCUGAAAACGAUGGCUUCAUUAUCUUGGAUUAAAAGUCUUUAGAAAAUAUUAUAUUGCCUCAGCAUUAUAAAAUUAAGAGUUUCGAUAGCUUUCGAAGAUCUCUAAACAUAUAUGGGUUCCAAGUCAAGAAGCGCAAGGAUGGCAAGAAGCUCUAUUACAAUAAGAAUAACAAUUUCAGUAAUGAAACUACCAUCAAAAGAGCCCCUUAAAAACUAACCCAAGAAAAUCUUGACCUCUUGGAUUAGACAAACUUGUAACUCUAUUUUUAACUCAUGGAACUAAAAUAAUAAUAGGAGUCUUUAUUUUAAUAAACUUAAAAGGUAAUCUAAUUACAACAAUUAAUUUCGAAUUAAAUGAAAAAUUUGCUGAUACGCUAUUCAAAAGGAGCAAUUUAUGAAAUGGCUCUUGUUUAGAAAUUCCCUAAAUUCUUUUUAAUGUUCUUUCAAUCCCUAUAGAACCAAACAUAUAAGAAACACAUAACAAAAUCAAUUUAAUUGGUCACUAAAUAAUUUCACACAGCCCAGAAUCCUGAGAUCAAAUUACCAAACACUAAUAAUGUUUGUUAAUUGCUAAGUAAACACCUGCAAUAGUUUAAAUUCAAUUUAUCAUUCAAUAUCUAGCUACUCUUUAAUAAUUUAGAUCAACCAGAAGAAAUUGAGCAAUCAAUACAUGAAAAUGAAAGCAAUUUUAGUAACUAUUUUUGUUUAAACUAAAAAUAAAAUAACUCCUAGAUUUGA